Aaosphaeria arxii CBS 175.79 is the source of this 4314-nucleotide messenger RNA. Its product is annotated as ABC transporter-like protein. The transcript is spliced from 4 exons. The coding region runs from base 180 to 4229 and encodes 1349 amino acids. Lineage: Eukaryota; Fungi; Ascomycota; Dothideomycetes; Pleosporales. Gene Ontology annotation, cellular component: membrane. The record is from RefSeq and is a predicted model, not a curated record. Gene Ontology annotation, molecular function: ATP binding; ATP hydrolysis activity; ABC-type transporter activity.
CCUAGUUCAACGUUGAACCGUGACAACGAACGUGAGUGAGCGGUCCAACUCCGUACACUAUUACCUACGCGCGCGCGCAAACUUCUCCUCUUCCCUCAAAUCUACUGUCGAGAAUGCUGCUUUGUUCGCCUCCCACCUCCCUUACUACAGUCUGCGAUGAACGCCGGUGAUGAGUGAAGAUGGCUGCCGUUCCUGAAAAAGAUGCCGUGGCGGCGGAGAGGGCGCACGAGGAGGGAAACCCUACGAAUGCACAUGAUAUGGAUAUCGCUACUGCAACUGCCCCACAGCCGCCGUUGAACGUUGCACAAACAGAGUCUUCCCCACCAGCUGCUACCAGUACAGCUGAAUCCGUCCACCGAGUUAGGACUGCUGCAUCACAAGUCGAAAAUGCCAUAUCGUUGCAUGAAGUCGAACCUGUAACUGUGCAACUCCGUAGUCUCUCAGUCUCUGUUGAUGAAUCACCUGGCGUACUCCAGAGGAUCUUCACAAAAUCCAAAAACUCGGCUACAGAUGCGCCACCGAAGAACCAUGUCAAGAAAAUCCUGGACGAUGUAUCCGCCACAAUGGAGAGCGGAUCGCUCACGGCCAUCAUAGGUGGAAGCGGUAGCGGAAAGACCUCAUUGCUUAACCAAAUGAGCGGGCGCAUGCAUGGUAAUCGCCUCUCUACUUCGGGACAGACGCUUUUCAACGGUAGUGAAGAUGCGUCUGGAAUUCGUAGUGCAUAUGUCAUACAGCAAGACAUACUCAUCCCAACUCUUACUGUGCGAGAAACGUUGACAUAUGCUGCUGAUCUGAGGCUUCCGUCCUCGGUCAGCAAGGAGGAGAGGAAGCGGCUCGUGGAGGAAGUCAUCAUGGAAUUGAGUCUCAAAGAGGCUGCCGACACCCGCAUCGGCGACCACGCGCACAAGGGCUGUAGUGGCGGAGAAAAGAGGAGGACAAGUUUUGGCGUCCAAUUGCUCUCGAAUCCUAGUCUCCUAUGGCUCGACGAACCCACUACAGGACUCGACAGCACCAGUGCCUUCCAGGUUGUGAAAACAUUGCAGAGCCUUGCUCGCAAAGGAAGAACUAUCAUAGUGACCAUACAUCAGCCGCGCUCGGAAAUCUGGAGUCUCUUCGAUAACAUUGUUCUACUCACCAAGGGCUCUCCAGCAUAUGCGGGGAGCGCAAAGGAUUGUCUACCUUACUUUGCUGGGCUCGGCUAUGAGCUGCCUCCGUUUGUCAAUCCUGCAGAGUUCAUCAUCGACAUUGUGUCAGUAGAUAAUCGCAGUACCGAAGCUGAGACGGCAGCACAGGCUCGCGUGGACCAAAUCAAGAGCGCAUGGAGGGAACAUUCAUCCAAAACGCAUCUUGCAUCCGAGAAACAGAGCCCCACCACCAUCACCGGAGGAACCAAUACGCCUCGCUUGAAACACACCUCCAUCCUUCAGCAAACUCGAGUGUUGACGGCUCGUACGAUGGUUGUUACCAUCCGCGACCCGAUGGGUAUGUUUGGUAGUCUCGUUGAGGCGAUUGGCAUGGCUAUUAUUACAGGUUGGAUUUUCUACCAAGUGGACGGUUCUCUUUCGGGCAUCCGUUCAAGACAAGGAGCUUUGUAUACUGCUGCUGCGCUCCAGGGUUAUCUAAUACUCCUCUACGAGACCUAUCGACUCACAACAGACAUCCAGGUGUUUGACGAAGAAUCCAGACAAGGUGUCGUCAGCAUUCCGGCAUUCCUCGUUUCCAGAAGACUGGCAAGGCUGUUCAUUGAGGAUUUGCCCGUGCCCCUGGUCUUCUCACUUAUCUUCUACUUCAUGACUGGCUUCCGCACCGAUGGGGUCGAGUUCAUGACUUUCUUCUCGGUCAUACUGCUUGAACAGUACAUUGCUGUCUGCUUCGCUACUAUGUGUGUUGCUGUCUCAAGGCAUUUUGCUGGGGCAAGUCUUGUAGCCAACCUAGCAUAUACUCUUCAAUCCAUGGCUUGCGGUUACUUUAUUCAGUCAAACACAAUUCCAAUCUAUGUUCGGUGGACAAAGUGGAUUGCCUAUGUCUUUUAUGCGUUUGGCGCCCUGGUUGCAAAUGAAUUUACUGGCCACUUCUAUGACUGCCCACUUGAAGGAGGCCCAUCGAACCCUGCUUGCAAAGAGUAUACUGGCCAAUUCAUCCUUGACUCCUUAGGUUUCCCUGGAGAUUGGGUAUGGCGCCCCAUUCUUGCCCUGCUUGGAUUCACUAUCGCUUUUUAUCUCGGUGCCGGCAUCUUGCUCAAAUUUUGGCGAGCCGAGAUAACCAUGGCGCGGGCGAGGCCAUCCGAUAUUGACGAAUCUGCUGGCAAGGAGAGCAUGACUGCUCAAUCCGUGGAUGAACUUCGAACGAUUUCGAUUCGACUUGACAGCUAUGGUCUCGAUAUCGAGAAGCGUUCUCUACGAACUAGAACUACGAAGUCCAUCUUGAAACCCCUGACCGCUGAUUUCCAGCCGGGUACUCUUAAUGUUAUCAUGGGGCCCUCUGGAUCAGGCAAAACAUCACUACUGAACAGUAUGGCCGGUCGACUUCGCGAUGACUUUUCGACCAGGUACAAGACUUAUGGAGGCAUGACAUUUAAUGGAUUCUCGCCUUCAGAGGAUGUCAUCCAUGCUAUCUGCUCGUUCGUAACGCAAGACGAUGAUGCAUUACUUGCCUCCUUAACUGUCCGCGAGACAUUACGAUAUGCUGCGGGUCUCCGAUUGCCAAAGCAUAUGACAAAGGCACAAAAGAUGCAGCGUGCGGAAGAAGUACUCCUGAAGAUGGGUCUGAAAGAUUGUGCCGACAACUUGAUUGGCAACGACAUGAUUAAGGGUAUCAGUGGCGGUGAAAAGAGACGUGUGACAAUCGCUGUCCAGAUUCUUACUGAGCCGCGUAUCCUUCUUCUAGACGAACCGCUCUCCGGCCUGGAUGCCUUUACCGCUUUGUCAAUCAUGGACGUACUCCGUGGUCUCGCCAACGAAGGACGAACCCUGAUCGUGACCAUUCAUCAACCUCGAUCAGAUUUGUUCGCCCAUUUCGGUAAUAUUCUACUCCUGGCUAGAGGAGGCCACCCGGUAUUCUCAGGACCUGCAAACGAUAUGCUUCCCUAUUUCUCUGAACACGGAUACAACUGUGACCGACAUGUCAAUCCUGCAGAUUUUGCCCUUGAUUUGAUAACCGUCGAUCUUCAACAUUCCUCAAGAGAAGAGGCAAGCCGCGCGAAAGUACAGGAGCUCAUCUCAGCCUGGACAUCUCCAAAGAACGAUACCCCAUCGCGCAACUUAUCGACUACAGCCGAUGAUCUCGGUGCACUAGCUCGUUCGCCUGCCUCUUUCGGGCCUGCAUUUUCCAUUCUUCUUCGUCGCGCAACGAAGAAUUUCUUCCGGCAACCAGAUCUUUUAGCAGCGAGAAUCGGCCAAGUCGCUGGGCUCGGAAUAGUACUUGCACUUUUCUUUGCACCACUCAAGAACGACUACUUUGCGAUUCAGAAUCGACUGGGUUUCCUUGUCGAGAUUGCUCCAUUAUAUUUCGUUGGUAUGCUCAACAACAUCGCGGUCUACCCGGGGGAGCGUGAAGUAUUCUACCGCGACUACCAAGACAGAGUGUAUGGAGUCGAGGCCUUCUUCUUGACCUACACCGUCCUUGAAGUCCCCUUCGAGAUAGUAAGCGGCAUCAUCUUCUCCAUUUUGACUGUUCUCGCCUGUGGAUUGGACCGCACGGCAGAAAUGUUCUUCAUCAUCGUCUUCAAUGCUUUCUGCAUUGUCAGCUGCGGAGAGUCUCUGGGUAUUGCAUUCAAUACCUUAUUCACUCAUACCGGUUUCUCCGUAAACUGCAUGAGCGUAUUUCUCUCCGUGGCUCAAAUCAUGGGAGGCGUAAUUUCCCUCUCCAUCCCCUCCUUCCUCCAAGCAUUCAACCACCUCUCACCUAUCAAAUACGCAAUCGGCAACAUGGCGCCCUACACCCUCCGCGACCAGAACUUCACCUGCACCGAUUGGCAGCGUCUACCCAACGGCCAAUGCCCGAUCUCCACCGGCGAGGAAGUCCUCAACUUAUACAAAUUGAACAAAAACCCAGAGAGGAAUCUCAUGGGGCUGGGUAUCUGCUGUAUUGUGUAUAGACUGUUGGCUUGGAUCAUCCUGAAGGCGGUUAAGGAGCGGUGGAUCGGACGGACCUGGAGGAGAUUGGGAUUUGGGGGUAGGGCGAAGAAGGAACGGCCGCUGUCGAAUGUUUCCGCGGCGGAGACUGUGUAGUAUUUCCUAUGAUUCAAUAGCAAAAGAUUCUAAAUUUUCUUACCAUUACAUGUGUUGGGACUUUGAAUAGAGCAUUUGUGACAAG